Messenger RNA from Sphaerodactylus townsendi, 4706 nucleotides. RefSeq names its product CUGBP Elav-like family member 3 (gene CELF3). Gene Ontology annotation, molecular function: mRNA binding. Gene Ontology annotation, cellular component: nucleus; cytoplasm; ribonucleoprotein complex. Lineage: Eukaryota; Metazoa; Chordata; Lepidosauria; Squamata; Sphaerodactylidae. Gene Ontology annotation, biological process: mRNA splice site recognition; regulation of alternative mRNA splicing, via spliceosome. The record is from RefSeq and is a predicted model, not a curated record.
UUGCUAAAGAAAAGAUUUGAAACAGAGCUCAAGAUCCAUUAAAGGAAAGGGCCGUCAAACCUGCAAAAAGCAGCCGAAGUCUAGCUUGAGGUGGGGCUGGGGGGGAGGGUUGAAAAAAGAGAAAGGAGUGGGGUUGGGUGGGAAAAGCAGAGGAUCAAUAACUGGAAAGCGAAGGAGGAGGGGGGAAUCCACAACUAGAACAGCCCCCCCCCUGCAGAUUCUCAACCUCUUCGAGGAAAGUUAAUCAAUAAACUAAUUAACUGCUUCGCAAGCCUUGUAAUUGCUUGAUCAGAUAUAUUAGGAUGAGGGGCUGGGGGCUUCCACACAGCCCAGGAAGAAAGGCCAAAUUGUAGAAUUCUUUGCUUAGUCCCAGGGUUGGAGGAUUUUUUUGUUGUUGCUGUUUUUAAUUGCCUUUUUUUUGCACCAGGAAAGGGGGAAAUAUACUAUUUUUUCAAAAAAAAAUAUUCCAAGGAUUCGGUGGAACUGAAAAUGCCACUCUAUUAAGGUUGGAGAAGGGGGGGGGGAGAGGAAAAUUGCCUCUCCGACUGCUAGUGGCUUUGGAUCUCUUUGUCUGUUUCAACGAGAAGACUGUCAAAUCCGGGCUGGGAUUCUUCUGUUUUGUUCCGGCUUUUCCCGUUUGUUUGUUUCUCCUCCUCUGGGUACAAUUCGGAAUUCGAGGCUCGCUCCAUCUUCCUCCUUUUGGACCAAUGAAGGAACCGGAUGCCAUCAAACUUUUCAUUGGACAGAUACCCCGGAAUCUAGAGGAGAAAGACCUGAAACCUAUCUUUGAACAAUUCGGCAAAAUCUAUGAGUUGACAGUCAUUAAAGAUAAAUACACCGGCAUGCACAAAGGAUGCGCCUUCUUGACCUACUGCGCCCGCGAGUCAGCUAUCAAGGCCCAAAGUGCGCUUCACGAGCAGAAAACACUGCCGGGGAUGAACCGGCCAAUACAGGUGAAACCAGCGGACAGCGAAAGCAGAGGAGAAGACAGGAAACUGUUUGUGGGCAUGCUGGGUAAACAGCAAACAGACGAGGACGUCCGGAAAAUGUUCGAGCCCUUUGGAAGCAUUGACGAGUGCACGGUACUCCGUGGUCCCGACGGCACCAGCAAAGGCUGUGCCUUCGUGAAGUUCCAGACACAUGCAGAAGCGCAGGCAGCCAUUAAUACAUUGCACGGGAGCCGCACAUUGCCGGGCGCCUCCUCCAGCCUUGUGGUGAAGUUCGCCGACACCGAGAAAGAGCGGGGGCUCCGGCGCAUGCAGCAAGUGGCCAAUCAGUUGGGCAUGUUCAGCCCCAUCGCGCUGCAGUUUGGGGCGUACAGCGCCUACACCCAAGCACUAAUGCAGCAGCAGGCGGCUCUGGUGGCUGCCCACUCCGCCUACCUCAACCCCAUGGCUACGAUGGCCGCCGUCCAGAUGCAGCAGAUGGCCACCAUCAACCCCAAUGGCCUCAUCGCUACCCCCAUCACGCCCAUCACGCCCUCCUCAGGUACCAGCACACCACCUGCCAUUGCUGCCACGCCAGUGUCUGAUCCCGCCACCCUAAGCGUCAAUGGGUACAGCCCCGUUCCCACACAGACCACGGGGCAGCCUGCUUCUGAGGCCAUUUACACAAAUGGCGUCCACCCCUAUCCAGCACAGAGCCCGGCAGCCCCCAUGGAUCCUUUGCAGCAGGCCUAUGCUGGGAUGCAGCACUACACAGCUGCCUACCCCGCUGCCUACGGACUGGUGAGCCCGGCCUUCACGCAACAGCCAGCCACUAUAAUUUCCCAACAGCCACCCCCACAACAGCAGCAGCAGCGGGAAGGUCCUGAGGGCUGUAACAUUUUCAUCUACCACCUGCCGCAGGAAUUUACGGAUUCCGAGAUCCUCCAGAUGUUCCUCCCCUUUGGGAAUGUCAUCUCUGCCAAAGUCUUCGUGGACCGGGCUACCAAUCAGAGCAAAUGUUUCGGCUUUGUGAGUUUUGACAAUCCUGCCAGCGCUCAGGCCGCCAUUCAGGCUAUGAACGGCUUCCAGAUUGGAAUGAAGCGCCUCAAGGUCCAGCUGAAGCGGCCCAAAGACGCCAACCGGCCCUACUGAACCACCGCCCAUCAGGUCUGGAGCUCAAUGAAGGAGCAAAGCCCCCCUCCCCAAUUUCCCCUCCAGCCUCCUAUUUCCCUUCCUUCCAACAGGCCUGAGAAAACUGCUCACCCCGCAGAGCUCGAGGGAGUCUGCUUUCCUCCCCGGCUCUAACCUGAACCAUCCUCCAACAUACCGACUAACUCCCUCUCAGAGGCUGGAAUUGACCAAACCGGCCCGCCACGUCCUUCUGUCCCGACCAACUUAGAUGCCACGCUCCCGGUGGCGUAGCCGAUCCUGCAGGCAAAACCGUGGCACUCGAAGGAUCCGGAGAGGACCAGCUCGGGUGCCCGAAUCAGGAAAACUCUUUUGCAAGGGAAAACUGUGCUUCAAAAUGGAAGGUCAGAGUGGGGUAGGGGGAAGAGGCAGCGUGAGAUUCUUUUUGGACAAGUUGUUCGCCUCUUCUCGGCUGUGGAUCGACUGCAGGCACAGAUACGACGAGCGUUCCCCUGAUGCGAGAUCCUUAGAGCCUCUUCUGUCGUGGGGAGGAUCCUCUUACCAAGGAUCACCGUUAGCGGAAUAGAUCUAUGUGAUUCCGACCCAUUGGUAGGACAGGCUAGGCACCGUCCUGAAAUGCUUUCCUUUGUAAGAGGCAGCCAAGUGAGCAGUGGGGCCAUUCGGUGAGCUUGGGGAAAACAGGAUUUUCGAAAAACUACCCCUUCCCCCAACCGGUGUGUCCUGUUAGUCCAGACAGACCCUAAGAGCCAGCCAAACCUUCCAUGGACCAAGGAGAGAGAGGAAGGGAAGGGGUUUCUCUCCUGCGUCUCUCAGUAAAAACUGGAGGCUGAUCUGCAGCGUUCUUCGCUACCAGAAAACUCCUAAGAGCGUGGAAGUGCAAGAACCAGCCACCAGCAAAAGAACCCACUCCCUGGGACUCUGCGGAGACACACCUGGUUGCCUCCUUCAAGGGCAGGCUGUUGCCUGCUUCUCGGCAGUGGGAUUGAUCGGAAGACCCCCGUCGUAUCCAGGUGCAGAAAUAAAGUAAAGCGACUCCCUUGCCCCAGAUGAUACAGACUGCCCGACGGCAGAGCCAGUGCAGAAAAUCACGCAGAGGGGCAGCAGGCAGGCUCCCCCGUGAAUAAGCCCUUGGGGAGUUCUGGGGGUAAAAUGACCUGUUUCUUGCUGCAACUCGAGUGGUUCUUGCAGAACAUGGUCUGGGAGUUAACUGCUGUAAUCCUGCUCAGAUAAUUAUAAGACGAGGGAUCCGGAUAAAGAAGUUACACUCACAAACAGUGUGCUAUGAUGAACCAUAUGGAAACCCAUAAUGAAAUAAUCCUUGCCUUAAUUAUAUUGUAGUUGAAACACUGAAACCACUUUUAAAAUAUACAGUCUCAUUUCUCUGAGCAGAAAUGGUGAUUCUCUAAGCCCGUGGCUGCUGCGUUAUCACAUGCUCCAGAUCAGUCCUAUUAGUACUCAGAGAAUAAUACCGGAAUAUCCCAAGUUCUUUGAAGCUCUUUAACCAUGUAUAAAACAAAACUCAAAAGUCCAAAAAUAGAUUUUACUGGAUAAAUCCUCGUGCCAGCAGGACCCUUUCCUUUAUUGUGGCGAUUGAAGUCCUGCAGAAGGCUAAUUUAAUUCGGAAUUGCCUGGCUCGCUUGUUGAAAUAUCAGCAAGACCAGGAAAUUACCACCGUAUCCGGCACAUCGAGUCAACCUUUUUGCUCACAGAAAUGGGAUCAGAUCUAGUAAAAGUGAUUUCGGUGUUUAAACUAUGCUAUAAUUAAGGCAAAGAUUAUUUCACUACUGCUUUCUACACUGUUAAUCAUAGUACGUUGUUAGUCCUGCAUGGGACAGGUAGGAAUACAACAGAUAAAGACUUCCCACACACGCACACACACACACACACACACACGAAGUUGCCACAACUAAAUGACUGCGAAGUUGUUUACGGCACAGGAGCACCGCUGGGGAAAUAGUCGGCAACUUUAUUAAAAAACACUCCCCCACUCCAUAAGCGCAGAAGAACCCUCUUGGUCCAGUUCUUAGCCAAGUAUGACAUUAAAUUUCUUCCCUUGCCGAAAUUCCCAUCUUGCUAUUUUCGGCCUGGAGGCUGCUGGUUAAUGGGUUAUACCCAGCUUAUGGGGUGGGGGCAUCUGUGUAGAAGCCAGAUUCCUCAUGUCAGAUUAAAAGCCUCCCCACUUCCUACCUUGCUGUCCCCACUCAAGGGCAAGAAGGGGAGCUGGUGUGGAUAGUGGCUGGGUGGACAUUUUCACAGCUACACCUGGAAACGAAGGAGGCGGCCAUUUUUAGCCAGGCGCACGGCACGUCGGAUGCAGAGGACGCUGAAUCAAGACGCUGUCCAGCACAAGAGGACCUUCUUGGAAACCCUGGCUAGGGAAACCCCUGGGAACUACACAAGGGGCUUCCUCUGAAGUAGAGCUUGGUGCAGAUCCCACACUCAAAGUGUACACACUUCACUCCAGGAUCCCUUUUGGCCUGCCACGAGAUGCUUUUCAACCAGGAAGAAGAGUUGCUUUUCUCUCCCUUUAAGGAGUCUCAAAGCGGCUUACAAUCAGCUUCCUCUCCCCACAACAGACAGUUUGCGAGGUAGGUGGGGCUGGGAGAGUUCUGAGAGAACCGUGACCGGCCC